GUCACUCUUUAAAAGAAACGUACCAAAAUCUGCUUCCUUGCUCUCACCGACCUCGGGAAACCUUACCCCCCGUGAAAACACCGUCUUGCGACGGCUCUGAACUCGAUGCGGAGACGUUAUCGGCCUCCACCUCCGCCACCUUCUAAACAACAACCGCGGCCUCUGUACAAGCAGCGUUCGUGGUCUCCCGACGUGGAGCGAGACGAGGCAUGGUUGAGGCGGAAGGAAAGCUACGGCGAUGGCCUCCGCCGGUCUCAGAGCUUCUCGAACGACGAUUUGGAGGAGCUUAAAGGCUGUAUCGAGUUAGGUUUCGGUUUCGAAACGGACUCGCCUGAACUGGAUCCGAAGCUAUCCGAUACUUUACCCGCUUUGCCGUUUUACUGCGCCGUCAAUCGUCAAUAUAGCUGUAGACUGCUGAGGACUUCGUCUGCAUCUCCGAUAGGGUCUUGCAGUGACGCCGGCAACAUAAUCGAUCAAGGCGAUGAUCCUGAGACGGUUAAGAUCAGGUUGCGACAAUGGGCGCAGGUGGUGGCUUGCUCGGUGCAGCAAUUUUCUGGGAAUCCAAAUUGAUUUCUGCAGGUUCUUUUUCUUUCUGUAAAAAGAAAAUGAUAACGAAAUUUGAUGAGAUUAAUUUCGUUUGAUUUAACUUAUGAUUUCUGAACUUCAAUUUUACAUUUUUGUAAUAUAAAUUUUGAUUGUUGCUUUUGGUUUCGGAUAGCAUUGCG
Hibiscus syriacus is the source of this 725-nucleotide messenger RNA. RefSeq lists its product as uncharacterized. Bases 106 to 570 code for a protein of 154 amino acids. The record is from RefSeq and is a predicted model, not a curated record. The transcript is spliced from 2 exons. NCBI's taxonomy places the organism in Eukaryota, Viridiplantae, Streptophyta, Magnoliopsida, Malvales, Malvaceae.